CUCACUACUCUGGUCCAAAAUUUCGAUGUUUUCACUUUUAUUGUUUAUAAAUUUAAUUUCUUCAUUCACAUCGAAAUCAAAAAUGUGAUUCAGAGACGUUUGUUUUUUUCCUAUCCAAUAAUAAUUCAAGUUAUUCAUGUGGCUUUUAGUGGUUAAAUUAUGCGCUAUAAAUUGUUGCCACAAUAUCAAAAUGGCAAUGAUCAUGAUGGGUCAUUUGCCAUCAAUGGUUUCGUUAUCAAUCAUAAUCCAUUAAAUGUUCGGCAAAAAUUUUCAUUGAUCUCAUUAUUUUCUCGUAUCUCAUUACGUCGGUGGUUAAUCAUUUCGCUUUUGUUGACAAUCAUUUCAUUCUUUUAUUUCAACGAACUGAUACCAACUCAAUUUCGAGGAUGGAUACGACUACCACCAAAGGUUAAUUUCUAUUGUUUUCGUGUAAGAAAUCCCUCCACUUCUGUCGAUGAUUAUGGUCAAUUAUUGUUUUCCACACAAUUCAAACCAUCAUCAUCUAAUCAUCGAUUACGUUCGGAUAGUCGUAUUUUGUUAUUUGUUGAAACACAAUAUUCACGUCUUGGGCGACAAUUAAUCGAAGUAUUCGAAUCAUUACGUUUCAAAUAUAAGGCAGAAUUAUCGAAUCGACCAUGGUCCACGGCAACACCAUUCAUCAAUCAGGAUAAAGGCAAAUUUUCGGUGAUAAUAUUUGAAAAUUUACAUAAAUAUUUCAAAUUGAAUCAAUACAAUCGUCAAUUAUUGGAUGAUUAUUGUCGCGAAUUUCAUGUCGGUAUCAUCGGUUUUCUUAAUAACAAUCAUACUGCAAACAAUUCCUCGACAAUCAUUACACAAUCUUUAGACACGAAUUAUCCGGUAAAGAUUAAAAGUGGCUAUCAGCUAAAAGACUAUCAACUCAAUCCAGCUGCUACAAAUGUUUUGCAUAUCACACGUUCAAGUUCAAUAAGCCUUGGUCCAAUCAUUGGUGAUGAUUGGUUCGUUUUCGAACCACCACCACCACCACCACCACGUGGUAUAUCGAAUAUCACAGCCCAUUAUUCAAAUUCAUUCAUUCCAAUAGCUCAAGCUUUGAUUAAUGAUUUUUUCGUCGAUACAUAUCCCGGUGGAUAUCGUUAUUCAACAUUUAAUCGUAGUUAUGUUCAUUCAUUACAAUCGAAAGAACGAAACAAUGUUGAUUAUUAUAACAAUUAUAAAGAACAUCUAAUGACAACAGUAUUACUCGAUAACGGUUCAUUCGAUGGCAUUCAACGAAUACUCUUCGGUAAUGGUUUUGAUCGUUCAUGGCUUCAUAAAUUAUUGUUUAUCGAUUCAUUACAUUAUCUUUCCAAUGGAAAACUAAGUCUACCACUGAAACGUUACAUUCAAAUUGAUAUUGAUGACAUUUUCGUCGGUGAACGUGGAACUCGAAUGAAACAGGCCGAUGUUGAUGCAUUGGUGGAAUUUCAACAACGUCUACAACUUUUCAUGCCUGGAUUUCGCUUCAAUGUUGGAUUUUCUGGAAAAUAUUUUCAUCGGGGAUUCGAUGUGGAGAAUCAAGGUGAUGAUCAAAUGAUACGUAUGGCUCGACAUUUUCGUUGGUUCUGUCACACAUAUUCACAUAGUCAGGCGCAUAUUACAACGAAUCAAACGGCCAUUGAAAAUGAAUUGAUAGCGAACCAAGGAUUUGCUCGCAAUAAUAAUCUACCAGUCGAUAAUGAUUAUAUUGUUUCACCACAUCAUUCAGGUGUGUAUCCGGUGCAUGAACCAUUGUAUGAUGCCUGGAAAAAUGUUUGGAAAGUACGAGUUACGAGCACUGAAGAAUAUCCACACUUGAGACCAUCAUAUCUACGUCAUGGUUUUAUCCAUAAAGGCAUCAUGGUUUUGCCACGACAAACUUGUGGCCUAUAUACGCAUACAAUUUUCAUUGAUCGAUAUCCAGGUGGCCGUGAUAAAUUAGAAAAGAGCAUUUUCGGUGGUGAUUUAUUCUACUCGUUCAUAUUCAAUCAGGUGAAUGUAUUCAUGACUCAUCAAUCCAACUAUGCCAAUGAUCGUCUAGCACCAUAUGCAUUUGAAUCUGUUUUAAAAUUUCUUCAAUGUUGGACUAAUCUAGAGCUACAUUCAUUGUCACCGAUUCAGAUGGCAAAAAAAUAUUUUCAAAUCUAUCCAGAAGAACGUGAUCCUAUUUGGAUGAAUCCUUGUGAUGAUCGACGCCAUUAUAACAUAUGGUCGACGAAGAAAUCUUGUUACCAAUUUCCAAGAUUUUUAAUCAUUGGACCACAGAAAACGGGUUCAACGGCUUUAUAUACAUUUUUGCAGCAACAUCCAUCAUUGCUUACAAACCUGCCAAGUAAUCGCACAUUUGAAGAAAUUCAAUUUUUCAAUGGACCCAAUUAUCAAAAAGGUAUCGAUUGGUAUCUAGAAUUUUUUCCAUUAUCCAAUUUAAUGGAUAAAUUUAAUAUUUCGACAACAAUUUCGAAUGUUACACCUGCCCUUAACAAUAAUAAUAUGAAUGGCACACUGGUACAUAAUCAACGAAAUUAUUUCGCUCGAACACCACCCAAUUAUUUGGAAGAAUCGAUGCAUUAUUAUGAGAAAAGUAGUACUUAUUUCGAUGGUGAACAAGUACCAGUACGGGUUCAUUCAUUAUUGCCACAUGCCCGAAUAGUGAUGAUAUUGAUUAGUCCAACAUUUCGAGCUUAUUCCUGGUAUCAACAUAUGCGUGUUCAUAAUCUAAGUGUUGCAUUGCAGUUUUCAUUCUACGAAGUGGUUAGCCUCAAUAUACCGGACAAACAUUUAUUGGAUAAAAUUACCAUGAAACGAUUACGAGAUCUCCGGAAUCGAUGUCUUAAUCCAGGCAUGUAUGCCAUUCAUAUUGAACGAUGGUUAUCUUUUUUUCCUCAACAACAGAUUACAAUCAUUGAUGGUGAAGAAUUACGACGUAAUCCAAUCUCCGUUAUGGAUCAUUUACAAACAUUUCUUAAGCUUGAACCACAUAUUGAUUAUCGCCAAAAAAUACGAUACGAUCAUCAUAAAGGUUUUUUUUGUCCAAUAAAUCCAUCGACAAAUGGUACUAAAUGUUUAGGAAAAAGUAAAGGUCGACAAUAUCCAAAAAUGAAUCGAUUAGCAUGGAAAUAUCUACAUCGUUAUUAUUGGCAUCAUAACCUUGCCUUAUCAAAAUUAUUGAAUCGAUUACGAAUUAAUUUACCAAAUUGGUUGGUUACAGAACUUUCAAAAAAAUCAUAAUUCUCAACAUCAAAAUCAAAUAUUUUGUGAUCAUCAUCAUGAAUAGCCCUAAAUAAUCAAAAAACAAAACAAAUCGUGGCAAAUGCAGCUGUUAAUGUGGAUGAAGAAGCAAUAAUAACCCUUCAAUCUCGUAUAAUAAUUUUUGUGCCAUUAUUUAAUUGUGGAAAAAAACCCUUUUUUCUCUCUCUCACACACACAUCCCUUGGAUUUUUAGUGUUAAUUUUUUUCUGUUUUUUAUUCAAUCCAAUGUGUUAAUCUUUGUUAUAUAUCAAAUUAGACAUUUUUCUCUGAUUUAAAUGAUUUCGGUUUUAUGUUA
Molecule: messenger RNA, 3541 nt
Organism: Dermatophagoides farinae (American house dust mite)
Lineage: Eukaryota; Metazoa; Arthropoda; Arachnida; Sarcoptiformes; Pyroglyphidae
Gene: sfl
Product: N-deacetylase and N-sulfotransferase sfl
Cellular component (GO): Golgi apparatus
Molecular function (GO): heparan sulfate N-sulfotransferase activity; deacetylase activity; hydrolase activity
Source: RefSeq, a predicted model, not a curated record